This is a messenger RNA of Magallana angulata, 2138 nucleotides long. RefSeq names its product zinc finger CCHC domain-containing protein 24-like. NCBI's taxonomy places the organism in Eukaryota, Metazoa, Mollusca, Bivalvia, Ostreida, Ostreidae. Bases 78 to 752 code for a protein of 224 amino acids. The record is from RefSeq and is a predicted model, not a curated record. Gene Ontology annotation, molecular function: zinc ion binding; nucleic acid binding. The transcript has 4 exons.
CGACUGAUAAUUCCCCCAUCACUUGUGAAGCUGUGAGCAGAACAUCGCGGUGUGGUAGGGUGAUCCCGUCUGCAGCCAUGGACACAUACCAACAGUAUCCGUCCCAAAUGUUGAUGAAUUGGGGGGUCUAUUUGACCGACCAAGGAGCCAUGCAAGGGGGACAGGGCGUGUACUCGGAUCCUUGGUCCAGCCCCGUUUCGACAGUUAACACGGUGAAUACAGUAACAUCUCUUCUGAAAAAUGGCCAGACUAUCUUCAACCAGGAUUGGAAUACGGUCCCCAUCAACAGCUACGGCACACACCCCUAUACAACGGCCUUGCCUCCAGCUGGAUAUGACAAUAUUAGCGAGUUAACGGAUCAGUUCUGUGAGUUGUCACUAUCUGUUAACAAAAAGAGCAACAAGCGUCCACCUAGUACCUACCUCUGCCAUCUAUGCUUCACCAAAGGUCACUUCAUCCGAGACUGCCCUCAGGCCAGACCCAAGGGGGAGGGGCUGACACCCUACCAAGGCAAGAAGAGAUGUUUUGGGGAGUACAAGUGUCCAAAGUGCAAGAGGAAGUGGAUGAGUGGCAACAGCUGGGCCAACACCUCACAGUCCUGUAUCAAGUGUAACAUCAUGGUCUACCCCCACAAACAGAGACCCCUAGACAUGCCUGACGGAUUGGAUGUUUCCGACCAAAGCAAGGUCCACCCUCAACAUCUCUGUGAGAAAUGCAAGAGCCUGGGGUUCUACUGUAGGAGAACUACAUAAAUGCUACCUUUUUCGAUCUCCUUACAAAUUCCUUGUUUGUAUAAAUGCACUAUGAAACAUGAUUUGUAUCUGUUAAAUGUGCAUUGUAAGUAACUAUACCCUUCAAAACUGAUAGACAUUGAAAGUUUUUCCACCUGUGUAAAAAGAGGGGUUUAUUGAGUGAUUGAGAUUUAAUUUAAAAAAUUAAAUAAAAAUUAGUAAAAUUUUACAAUCAUAUAAAUGAGAGGAACUCAUGAGAAAGUACUUUUAGAAAAAUAUUAUUUUUAUUUACUUUUUAAAUUUUUCUUUUUUUUAUUAAUUUUGAUGCAGUUGUAUUUAAUGAAAUUUUUUUUGGCAUCAAGACAUUUGAUUUUCAAAAAAAAAUGCUUGAGUCCAUGAGGAAUUUUUGUUUCAUGAGGAUUUUAAUUACAUUGGAAAUCCUGAUUUUAAUCACGUUUGAAAUUUUUUUAAUGUAAGUAAAAAAUCUCGCAAACAUUUAUUUUGCCUUUUCUAAAGUAGGAUUUUCAACCCUUAUAUUUGUGAUUUUUAAUUUUGAUAGACAUAUUAAAUUUUGUACCUUAAAGUCAAUUUUAAGUUGACAUUCUUUGUAUAUGAAGUUGUUAAGAGGACAGAUCCAGGAUUUUCACACAUUCCUGAUGCAUUGUACCGAUAUCUGAUAGACAUAUACAUGUAAAACAUUUAACCAAAGUAUUAUGUGUCGGGAAAUAAAUAAUUAUGAUCCAUUUAUAAAGGAGGAGCUUCCAAAGGCAGCUGGAGAUUGGUUUAGAACAGUUCAUGGAGACUCCAUCUUUGUUGUUAAAAACACAUAUUCGCUGUCUUCGACAUUUAUAAAAUACUGAUCAUUGGAUGAAAUGUGGAUAUUGAUUGUAAAUUUACAAUUAUGUAUGUAAAUUUUUGGAUUGCUUGAUUCAGUUCAUGUUCAAUAAUGUGAUAUGUGAUUUCGAGAAUAGAAUAUGUAAAUUUGGGAUCAUAUCGUGGUAUAUUUCAACAAUACAUGUUACCAAAGAUAAGAUUUAAUUUGUAUAUGGUAGAAGAUCUACACCAGAACUAUUUGUAUAUAUUUGCUGUGGAUUUUGUUUUUUCUUUCUUUUUUGAGGUUUCAUAUACUUAAACAUUUCCAUUGUUGUGGUCUUUUUUGUGUACUGUGUAUGAUGCAGAUAUUUUAUAUAUUAUUUAUGGUUUUUGAUUUUGUUAUGCGUAGUUUUUUUUCUCUCAUAUGUCAUUGAUAAUCCGUGUAGUUUUCAGUGUCUCUGUAAAAGGUGAAGCAAGUUAUUGUGAUCCUGAAAAAAGUGUCCUUAUGUGCCAAACAAGAUGUACAUUUUCAUUAUCAAAUCUGCAUGCUAUUGUGUUGUGAUUCAUAAACAUUAAAAGGUGUACAAGAAUUAA